Molecule: messenger RNA, 9816 nt
Organism: Alosa alosa (allis shad)
Lineage: Eukaryota; Metazoa; Chordata; Actinopteri; Clupeiformes; Clupeidae
Gene: chd5
Product: chromodomain helicase DNA binding protein 5
Exons: 42
Coding region: 750-6650 (1966 amino acids)
Biological process (GO): negative regulation of transcription by RNA polymerase II; chromatin remodeling
Cellular component (GO): NuRD complex; nucleus; chromatin
Molecular function (GO): histone binding; DNA binding; ATP-dependent chromatin remodeler activity
Source: RefSeq, a predicted model, not a curated record
UAAGAUUUGAGGGAAGUUCCUCUCCAGCCUGAUGUAACCUCCGAUUCUACGGACUUUACAGGGAAAAUUGGCAAAGCGAGGUUGAAGCAUGCACUGCCAUAGCCACUUGCAGCACUGCACACUACUAGUAAAAGUGCUAACUAGGGGAGCAUGACUAACUAGUUGUGUGGAAAAUUAUGGGAUGGAUUGCCAUGGCAACAGACCAGACGUCACAAUCUGGGCAUGUGUGUUCCAUUUUUGUCUUUCUUAUUUUCAGACUGGAGGAUUUGGAUAGAGAAGAGGGGGAAAGGAAAGGAUUUUUUUUGUCGGUGAUUUAGAAAUAGGACAGCUAUCGUUUUUUCCCUGAAAUUAAAAAAAAAAAAGCUCUCUGACCGGACGUGUCCAUUUUUUUUUCUCGAAACAUUUAGAGCACACAGUGGUAUUCUGAGGGUUAAGUUUCAGUACUUCAUUCUUGGCGUGAGUGUGAUUUGGUUAUGCAGUAAAGAUGCCUGGCUCUCUAAGCAAUGAAGACGAGGGGCAAGACGACAUGGAUUUUGAAGACGAAAUACCAGGCCAAAACACAUUUCCAGAGGAUCAGAAAAUUGACCCCAGCAUCCAAUUACUAAAAUUUGAAAACAUGAAACAAAGAUGAGGAUGAGGAAAGUGCUGGCCGAAGGGUCCCGCUUUCACCUCUGGACCGGUUCUUCUCAGAUGACGAGUCCCUCAAGGAGCAGAAGAAGAAGAAGUCGGCCAAGCUAAAAGAGGGGAAGAUGCCCAAGGUCAAGAAGAAGAAAAAAGAGGUGGCCGUGAGCGAGCAUGAGGACACGUCGGACAGAGACGAGGACGACCACAGGCGGGAGAGGUCCGGCAGCGAGAGCAGCACCUACGCCUCGAUGAAGAAGAAGAAGAAGCCCAAGGAGAAAAAAGAGAAGAAGACCAAACGCAGGAAGAGGGAGGAGGAGGAAGAUGACGACGAUGAUGAUGAUGGGAAUAUGAAGGAGCCAAAGUCCUCGAGUCAGCUGAUGCUGGAGUGGGGUCUGGAGGAUGUGCAGUACGCCUUCUCUGAGGAGGACUACAAGACCAUCACCAACUACAAAGCCUUCAGCCAGUUCCUCAGGCCCCUUAUUGCCAAGAAGAACCCCAAGAUCCCCAUGUCCAAAAUGAUGACGGUACUGGGGGCCAAGUGGCGGGAGUUCAGUGCCAACAACCCUUUCAAGGGCACCUCUGCCACGGCCGUGGCUGCUGCUGUGGCCGCUGCCGUGGAAACAGUCACCGUGUCGCCACCCAUCUCUCUCAGCAGCGUCCAGCAGGCGUUGCAGCCGGGGCCAAUCAGAAAAGCCAAAACCAAAGAAGGAAAAGGGCCCGGGGUUAGAAAGAAGAGUAGAAGCAGUGUGAAGGACAUGAAGAAGAAGGGCAAAGGCAAGAAGACCAAAUCCAAGUCAGGCCAAAGUUCCAAGAGGAAAAAGGCAUCAUCGAGCGAGGAGGACUUCCUGGAUGAGUCGGACUUCCCGGAUGAUGUCAGCAUCCACAGUGCCUCCGUCCUCUCGGACAGCGCGGGGGCGCCCAAGAAGAAGCCCCCGAUGACACCGACGGCUGCUGCGGCUGCUCGACGAGGCCGCAAGAAGAGGAAAAGAGAGGAUGGUGAUGGUUAUGAGACGGACCACCAGGACUACUGCGAGGUGUGCCAGCAGGGUGGUGAGAUCAUCCUGUGCGACACCUGCCCACGCGCUUAUCACCUGGUGUGCCUGGAGCCUGAACUGGAGAAGGCCCCUGAGGGCAAGUGGAGCUGCCCCCACUGUGAGAAGGAAGGUAUACAGUGGGAGCCUAAGGACGAAGAGGAGGAGGAAGAGGAGCCGGUGGGCGAGGAGGAGGACGACCACAUGGAGUUCUGUCGGGUGUGCAAAGACGGCGGCGAGCUGCUGUGCUGCGACACGUGCCCCUCCUCUUACCACAUCCACUGCCUUAACCCACCCCUCCCCGAGAUCCCCAACGGAGAGUGGCUGUGCCCUCGCUGUAUGUGUCCCCCUCUCAAAGGUAAGGUGCAGAAGAUCCUGCACUGGAUGUGGGGUGACCCUCCCCUGCCUGCGGAGCUGCCCCCUGGGCCGGACGGCGAGCCUGCUGACCCCCUGGCCAAGCCUCCCUUAAAGGGUCGCCCAGAGAGGAUGCUGUUUGUGAAGUGGGCCAGCCUCUCCUACUGGCACUGUUCCUGGGUCAGCGAGUUGCAGCUGGAACUGUACCACACGGUCAUGUACCGCAACUACCAGCGUAAGAACGACAUGGACGAGCCGCCGCCGUAUGACUACGGCUCCGGGGAGGAGGAGCUGAACAUCGAGAAGAGGAAGAGCAAAGACCCUCAUUACGCCGCCAUGGAGGAGCGCUUCUACCGCUACGGCAUCAAGCCUGAGUGGAUGAUCAUCCACCGUAUCCUCAACCACAGUUUUGAUAAGGACGGAGAUUUGCAUUACCUCAUUAAGUGGAGAGACCUGCCGUAUGACCAGUGCACCUGGGAGGUGGACGACUUUGACAUUCCAGAGUACGACAACUUCAAGCAGUCAUAUUGGGAUCACAGGGAGCAGGUGCUGGGUGAGGACCAUCGCCCCCUGGUGGUGAGACAGGACAAGGGCGCCUCUAAGGACGAGAAGAAGAGGGAAGUCAUUCCUGACUCACCCAUAGUUGAUCCCACCAUUAAGUUUGAGCAGCAGCCGUGGUACGUCAACGAAACCGGGGGCACCCUGCACCCGUACCAGCUGGAGGGCCUGAAUUGGCUGCGCUUCUCCUGGGCACAGGGCACAGACACCAUCCUGGCCGACGAGAUGGGCCUGGGCAAGACGGUGCAGACCAUUGCAUUCCUUUACUCGCUUUACAAGGAGGGUCAUUCCAAAGGGCCAUUUUUGGUAAGCGCUCCCCUGUCCACCAUCAUUAACUGGGAGAGGGAAUUUGAGAUGUGGGCGCCAGACUUCUACGUGGUGACUUACACCGGUGACAAAGACAGCCGCGCAGUCAUCCGUGAGAACGAGUUCACCUUCGAGGACACCGCUGUCAAAUCUGGCCGCAAGGUGUUCCGUAUGAAGAAAGAUACGCCUAUAAAAUUCCAUGUCCUGCUGACCUCAUAUGAGCUGAUUACCAUCGAUCAGGCCAUUCUGGGUUCGAUUACCUGGGCCUGUCUGGUGGUAGACGAAGCACACAGGCUUAAAAAUAACCAAUCAAAGUUUUUCAGAAUCCUGAAUGGCUACAAAAUUGACUACAAGCUGCUUCUCACCGGAACGCCCCUGCAGAACAAUCUAGAAGAGCUCUUUCAUCUGCUCAACUUCCUCACUCCAGAGCGCUUCAAUAACCUGGAGGGCUUCCUGGAGGAGUUUGCGGACAUCUCCAAGGAGGACCAGAUCAAGAAGCUGCAUGACCUGCUGGGGCCCCACAUGCUGCGGCGGCUCAAGGCCGACGUCUUCAAGAACAUGCCGGCCAAGACGGAGCUCAUCGUCCGCGUGGAGCUCAGCCCCAUGCAGAAGAAGUACUACAAGUUCAUCCUCACACGGAACUUCGAGGCGCUGAACUCCAAGGGCGGAGGCAAUCAAGUGUCCCUGCUCAACAUCAUGAUGGACCUCAAAAAGUGCUGCAACCACCCCUACCUGUUCCCUGUGGCCGCUGUGGAGGCCCCAGUUCUCCCGAAUGGUUCCUAUGAUGGAAACCUGCUGGUGAAGUCCUCAGGCAAGCUCACGCUGCUGCAGAAGAUGCUCAAGAAGCUGAAGGACGAGGGACACCGGGUGCUCAUCUUCUCCCAGAUGACAAAGAUGCUGGACCUGCUAGAGGACUUCCUGGAGUAUGAGGGCUACAAGUACGAGCGGAUAGACGGAGGCAUCACAGGUGGCCUGCGGCAGGAGGCCAUCGAUCGCUUCAAUGCACCCGGAGCGCAGCAGUUCUGUUUCCUGUUGUCCACGCGAGCUGGUGGACUGGGAAUCAACCUGGCCUCCGCAGACACGGUCAUCAUCUACGACUCGGACUGGAACCCCCACAAUGACAUUCAGGCGUUCAGCAGAGCACACCGCAUCGGUCAGAACAGGAAGGUGAUGAUCUACCGCUUCGUGACGCGGGCCUCGGUGGAGGAGCGCAUCACGCAGGUGGCUAAGCGCAAGAUGAUGCUGACCCACCUUGUGGUGCGGCCCGGCCUUGGCUCCAAGACCGGCUCCAUGUCCAAGCAGGAGCUGGACGACAUCCUCAAGUUCGGCACCGAGGAGCUCUUCAAGGAUGACAUGGAGGCUAUGGGUAGCCUCGGUAGCCUCGGGUACUUAUGCAGGUCGGGAAAGUCUAAGAAAGUAUCCAGUUAUGGAUCACUAGGGGACACCAAAGAUGGGGAGGAGGGCAGCGUGAUCCACUACGAUGACGCCGCCAUCUCCAAGCUACUGGACCGCAGUCAGAACACCACGGAGGACACAGAGAUCCAGAACAUGAACGAGUACCUGAGCUCCUUCAAGGUGGCCCAGUACGUGGUGCGGGAGGAGGAUGGAGAGGAGGAGGUGCAGCGUGAGAUCAUUAAGCAGGAGGAGAACGUGGACCCGGACUACUGGGAGAAGCUGCUGCGCCACCACUACGAGCAGCAGCAGGAGGACCUGGCGCGCAACCUGGGCAAGGGCAAGCGCAUCCGCAAGCAGGUCAACUACAACGACACCUCCCAGGAGGACCAAGAGUGGCAAGAUGAUCUUUCAGACAAUCAGUCCGAGUACUCGCUGGGGUCCGAGGACGAGGACGAAGACUUCGAGGAGAGGCCGGAAGGAGGUCGCAGACAGUCACGAAGACAGCUGAAGAGUGAGCGGGACAAGCCGCUACCACCGCUAUUGGCACGUGUCAGCGGAAACAUCGAGGUGCUGGGCUUUAAUGCACGCCAGCGUAAGGCUUUCCUGAAUGCCAUCAUGCGCUGGGGAAUGCCCCCACAAGAUGCCUUCAACUCCCACUGGCUGGUGAGGGACCUGCGGGGCAAGAGUGAGAAAGAGUUCAGGGCAUACGUGUCCCUCUUCAUGAGGCACCUGUGUGAGCCAGGAGCCGACGGAGCUGAGACGUUUGCCGACGGCGUCCCACGAGAGGGACUGUCCCGCCAGCACGUCCUCACCCGCAUCGGGGUCAUGUCUCUCGUCCGCAAAAAGGUGCAGGAGUUUGAGCAUGUGAAUGGAAAGCUGAGUUCUCCUGAGCUGAUCCCUGCCGGGCUGGAACUGAAGAAGCUGACGGAGAGCGUCUCCUCCGACCCCAACACGCCGGUCCCUGCCAGCCCCUACCCCACCCAGCCCAGCACACCUGUGCCCUCAGAGAGGGCAGAGUCCACCUCAGGGCCUGCUGAGGAGAAGGAGACUGCUGAGAACACUGACACUACGAAACCCACAGAGCCUGAGGGGCCUGCUGGAUCCGAGCCCUCCCCCGCUCCAGAGAAGACGCCGCCUGAGAGCGAAGAGUCCAAAGGAACUUCCGAGGACAAACCUGCAGAGGAGAGUGAAAAAACAGAGCCGGCCACAGCGCAAUCAGAGCCAGCCGCCAAUCCCACGCAGCCCUCAGUCAAACAGACAGAGCCAUCGACCAAUCAGACAGCAGCUGCCCCAGCAGAAACAUGCCGAGAAGCAGAGAAACCACAGGAGAAAGCAGAGUGUGAAACUCCCUCUUCUAAAGAAGACAAAGAACAAAAAGCAGUCCCAUGUGACGAGCCCAAACAGGAGGAUGCCCCAGAGGGCCAGCUGAAUGGAGACAGGGACCCCAGGGACGAGACGGACGAAGUCCUGAAGGACGUCAAAAACGGCUGCAAGACCAAGUUCAUGUUCAACAUCGCCGACGGAGGCUUCACAGAGCUACAUACCCUCUGGCAAAACGAGGAGCGUGCCGCCAUGUCGUCAGGCAAGACGUACGAGAUCUGGCACCGCCGACAUGACUACUGGCUGCUGGCUGGCAUCGUCACACACGGCUACGCUCGCUGGCAGGACAUUCAGAAUGACCCGCGCUAUGCCAUCCUCAAUGAGCCCUUCAAGACCGAAAUGCACAAGGGCAACUACUUGGAGAUGAAGAACAAGUUUCUCGCAAGACGCUUUAAGUUGCUGGAGCAGGCCCUGGUCAUUGAGGAGCAGCUGAGACGGGCGGCCUACCUGAACAUGACCCAGGACCCCAGCCACCCGGCAAUGGCCCUCAACACACGCUUCACCGAGGUGGAGUGUCUGGCUGAGUCCCACCAGCACCUGUCCAAGGAAUCUCUGGCCGGGAACAAGCCUGCUAACGCCGUGCUUCACAAAGUGCUGAACCAGUUGGAGGAGCUGCUGAGCGACAUGAAGGCUGACGUGACGCGUCUGCCCUCCAUGCUGUCGCGGAUCCCUCCGGUCUCGGCCCGCCUGCAGAUGUCCGAGCGGAGCAUCCUGAGCCGACUCACCAGCCGUGGCAACGAGCCGCCCCCCCAGCAGCCAUACCCUCAGGGCUCCUACGGGUGCUCUCAGAUGUACAGCGGGAGCUUCAGUGGGGGGUUCCGAGGGCCUGGGGGAGCCAUGGUCAACUACAGCCAGAUGCCCCUGGGACCCUACGUCAGCGUGUCCAGUGGACCUCCUCCAUCUGGACUCCUGGAUAAGAAAUCCAGCGACCCUCUGAGAGACGUCACCACCCCCGAUCUGAAGUCAGGGAAACCCAACGACGUCAUCUGCAUCGAGGACUAGCUCCUACCCCGGCCCCUCUGAUCUGGCAUUACGAAAAGUAAAACAAAAACAAAACCAGACUGGCAUAUACUAAGCGAGUAUUAUUAUACAUACAGAUAUUGUAUUAACUAAUCGUAUUGAUUGCACUUUUUUGUCUUUAACGACCCCUCAUGUAAAGAAUCUGCCAUCUGAUAGGGUUUAUUUUCCUGUGCUGUAUCUCUCUUAUAUGAGAUAUGAGAGUUGUCAACCGUUGGAAUAGAAGGUGUGUCAUAGGAAUUGGCACAGCCAGUCUUCUCUUCACCUGAGGAGGAUGCUUUAUUGCCAACACCACCUGACAUUUUUGCCAUUUUCUCUCUUUCUCUCGCUAUCUCUCCCUCUCUCGCUUUCUGUGGAAUCAUGGGUAUUGUCUCCAUUGUGGACAUGAUGCUGGAUGGAUUGCCAUGGCUCUGCAUCUCGAGGUGCUACUGGAUCCAGAGAAGCCUCUUAGCAGUGGGCUUCUGUCCACCAAACUCUCCUCCAAGAUCUCUCUCCUUCCCUCUACUCCCUCCAAGUUCCCUCUCUUUAACCUGUGGAGCCCGUGGACUGUCUCUUGGUACAGCCUUGUGCUAAAGAGGAAACUUCUCUUGUGAAGGAGAGCCCAGAUUGGUCCUCUCCGAUCUGGUCCUGCUGAAGUAGAGAUAUGUACCCUGUAUAUUGUAUGUAUGUUGUAUACCGUACGACAGCAUGGCACCUAGUUCUUCUUCUCUGCUUCUGACCAGUUUCUGAUUGUUUCUUUUUUUAAUCCUGGUAUACAGUUUACUUUUCAUAGCAGCUUCAGUUUAAUUCUAUAAUCAGUAUCCCUUUUCAGGGGUAUCGAAGAACUCUAAAACAAUAUUUUGCCUGCGAUAUGCCUCAAACCUUUGGCUUAUGUAAGACUUGCUACUCUGCAGCCAUACUGCUGCAUUGCGGUAUAAUUUCACCUGGCUGAACAUCUCAGAUGUAAAUAGUUAAAGAGAAAGCUGUUUAAUAUCCCUCGCAUAGUGAAGGGACUCGAAUGAAACAAGGCAUUUACUCGAACGAAAAACAAAGCAGCUGCGUGCGGUUUAGAGAGCAAGCAGCGUUAAUUUAAUGUCAAUAAAGCAAGCUGAUAAAUUAAUGCUAGGAUUAGUUUGUGCGCUGACUCGGAUUUUGUAAAUGCUCUUUGAGCCUACCACAUGAAUGUUAGAAAGAGAAUGUGAAAGCUCGCCCUGUCCUGUGGUAUGUCUCGCAGUUGGUGCACCAGGAGUUUAAUGGGAGUGUAUCUUAGGGAGAGGGGGACUUCCCUUUUCAUAGCAAGGAACAGAUAAAGGGGGGAAAAAAUCAGAAGUGCUUGCAUCAUUAUGUCAACUUUCGGCCUCUGACUUUUGCUUCAUAUUUCUUCAUGAAGGUGCGAUGUGUAUUCAAUACAAAGUUUAACAUUUUUGUGUCUGUGAAGCGAACGGAAAACAAAACAGCGGGAAAAAAAAUCAAAAGCUGUGCUACUGAACAGUUACUCAGAGUUGUGAGCUCUGUUUCAGGGUGUCUUUUAUUCUUGGUGGGGGAGCAACAUAUAGUAAAAUUCAUAUUUUAGACAGACAGCAUGACAAGUUUGCUACAGAAACAGCGCUCACACUGUCUAUCUGUGAUUGUCUGAAGUGAUAACUACCUUGGAAAAAUGUUUUAUUGCGAUUUUUUGUCUUUUAAUGAAUGUCUUUUCAAUGUUUUUAUCAGUGGCCUCCUUAUGAGGUGUUUUGAUUUUCUCCAAAGACCAGAGGCAUUACUUGUGUCCUUUUUUUUUAAAAAAGUUAUGAUUCUCCUUAUAGUAUGAUUAUUAUUAUUAUUAUUAUUAUUAUUGUCGUUGUUGUAUUAGUACAGCGCUUUACUGUGGAAAUGUAAGUCUAAAAUGGUGUAGUCUUUAUGGAGGGCGGGGGGGUCUGGAACAGUGCAAUGAAUAGAACAAGGGUGCAUCGUGUCUGACUAAAUCUGUGUGUUUUGAUAUAAAAAAGGCACUAAGUGUCUCUCUUAAAUGUGGGCCGGAGAUCGGACUGUUGAACAGGUGACCUGAUGACCUUGAGAUUUUCUGCCUUGCGUGUCCUCCUUGGGCCAAACCUGUGUUUGUAAAAUGACUGAAUGAAGCACUUUAUCUGGGGAGAGAUACUGUCUCAAGAUGUCGUGGGAGUCAAAAUGUAAAUGAAGGCCAGACUAAAGUAGGUUCUUUGAAGUAGUACGUCAGUGCAGUAGACAUCAUUAAUUCACACGUUUGCCACCCCUCUUGAAACCCUCUUUCUGAAGAGCAGUCUUCACUUCAGGUGUAUGUACUUUUCAGCCCACUUGAUGUCCCAAGCUCAACCCUUUGAUUGUAGGCCUAAGUUAGGCCAUACUGCAGUAGUUUUGAUUAGCUUUGACAAGUGCACACCAUCCUGCUGUAUAUUCUUGGGUGCGUCACUCAUCAAACAUAGGCUCAUAAGAUAAUGUUUCCCAGGCUGUACUCAUUGAUGUCAGAAGACCAUCGAUCAUUUGCGUGCAACUCUGGCAUGUCAUGUGACAGACAUAAACAGGCCCACAGACAUAAACAUGUUUAGUAUGCCAUAAAUCUACAGUGGACCAGAGAUAAGAAACCAAUAUAUAUAAAGACCUACAUUUUUGUCAAUCUACAGUAUUUUGCUGGAAAAAGGAAGUUCAAAUUUGACCCAACUUUUGUAACCAGACAUUAUAUAUUCAUUUUUUUUCUGUUCCGUCCAAUAUAGUUCUGUUGUGUUCUUAGUUAAUCAGAGUGCCGAAAACGACUGACUAUAGCUCUAAACGAAAUGCAAUCAAACUGAAGCCAGUAUGAAUGUAGGAAGUAUAUAGCAAAAAGAAGAGGCUUCAGUCUAAUACUAUUCAAUGUAUUUACACUCUUCACUCAUUAACACUUGGCUUUAAAAGCUAUCAGGAGACCUUGGCUGCGGCACCGUUUGUUGCGAUAAACGCACAGCAUGUAGACAUGUUCUUGGUUGACUUUGACAAGAUGGAUGUGUAUUUAUUAAGAUGCGAAGGGUAGUGUGUAAUGGUACGCAGUAUUUCGCUCUGAUGCGAACAUUUGUUGUGAACAAGACGUGAAAAGGACAUAAAAAAUGAGUCAUCUUUUCCUUUGUACUCAGUGUAUUUGUUUAAUGUGUUUUAAUAAAUUCUCUCAGUAAGAAAUGAGAAA